UUACUCCGUUUCCCUCGUGUGAAGAGUAUUUACCCUAAAUACGCCGAUAAAAAGGUAGUUAUAGAAGUAGAGGCUCUUUCUCUUAUCCGCGAAAGGAUAAGUAUCGCGAACUUUAUAUUACAAAUUUUCGAGAUCAAUUUCGACCGAAUCGGAAGUUUACCUACGCUAAGGACUACGUAUAAAAAUAGGCCUUUUAAACUUAUAUACAAUAAUUUCGGCCUAGUAAAUAUAAUUAUAAAAAGUGAGAAAGAUCUUAUAAUUAUCAGGGUUAUAGACCUUAAGUGGUGGCUUCUUUAUAACCGACUAGUUAAUGAAGAGUGGGAUUUUAAGGAUAGUAACCCUCCCGAAGCCACUAAAUAG
Molecule: messenger RNA, 360 nt
Organism: Penicillium coprophilum
Lineage: Eukaryota; Fungi; Ascomycota; Eurotiomycetes; Eurotiales; Aspergillaceae
Exons: 4
Source: RefSeq, a predicted model, not a curated record